GUUUUAAUUUCCCCUUGGAAGACGAAAACCCGUGAUGGCUGAAGCAAGUGAAGCAAGUGAAGCAAGUGAAGGGAGAAAUGAAAAAGAUAUUAUGACGUAAUGUGGUUUAACAAUUUACUGGUCACAGUGGUUGGUCUUGCAAAUAGAAUUUCUUGGUUGGGCCACACUUCACCACAAUUCAAAGGGAUCUAAUCUAUUUUCAGCCAUGAUAGUGCCAACUCUUUUCUUGCUGGUUAAUAAUAAGAGAUGAAAUAAGGUAAAUUAGUGACGUUGUACUUCCGACUCAAGCAAAAUCGGGAAAUCGUACCAUUCAAGUUCCACAAGUCCAAAGCCCAAAGUUCUUCUCACUGCUCAUACAUAAAGGUCCACUUUCCCUUUGGUUAGCUACUUUCUUCUGCAAACAUACAUUCCAAUCUUCUCUACAUUACAUCGAACAUCGAGCAUCGAACAUCAAGACAAAGAAUAAGAACUCUUCGUUUUCCAAGACAUCCAUCAACCUUUUACCAAUUAAAUCCAACAUCAUGCCUUUCACAGCAAGCGAUAUCUGCAAGAUUAUUCUCGCCGUCAUCUUACCACCUCUUGGUGUAUUCCUUGAGAGAGGUUGCGGUGCCGAUUUGCUCAUUAACAUCCUUCUCACCAUCCUUGGAUAUAUCCCCGGUAUCAUCCACGCUCUAUACAUCAUUCUGAAGUAUUAAGCUUCUCACGAUAACGACUUUCCUCAAACUCAAAAUAAACGAUAUACCGUACUCGACUUCGAUCACACGAUACCCCAAUCUUCCUACCUCUUUCACAUCUUCCCGAAAUCAGGCCUGACCAAUACGGUUCAUGCUCAGACAUAUUAAUGAAUAAUCAACUUCUUGGCAUCGGAAGAGUCGGCUGCUGAAUACUUCUCGGCUUGAAAUCAUGAUGGCUCGGGAGUUAGACAUAAACGUGCAUGGGCAUGGGUCAUUUGGGAAGUUUUUGAUUUUUUGAUUUAUACUUUUUCUUGCGCAUUUCAUACAUGGGGUUUUUAUGGAAUGGUUCUUUUCGUCGGGUUUUUGGCAGCAUGUCUACGGACUUGCGGUGCAAUAUGGGUCUUCAGGGGGGGAAAUGUACAGAGCAAUGGGGUGGAUGGAUAAUAUAAUGAAUGAUUACAAUCCGAUUACAAUCAUUUUUUAGAGCAUGAAAUAUUUGGGAAUAUGCACGUCGUGAUAAUCGCUGUG
Molecule: messenger RNA, 1202 nt
Organism: Botrytis byssoidea
Lineage: Eukaryota; Fungi; Ascomycota; Leotiomycetes; Helotiales; Sclerotiniaceae
Exons: 3
Coding region: 522-695 (57 amino acids)
Cellular component (GO): membrane
Source: RefSeq, a predicted model, not a curated record